AUGAAGCGCUUCAGCCAGAGGGUGCAUGCUCAGCUCUCGCGCGGCAAAGACCCCAAUAAGCCUAAGAAGAACAAGGACUCGAAGGAUGGCACCGCAUCCCCUUCGUCGGUCGGCUCAGGCCGCGAUGCCGCCCAGUCCCCCAACCCGACUCCUUCGUCUUCGACGACAAACCUGACCGAUUCUCGCAACAAGCCGCUGCCUCCCAACAAUACUGGCGCUCAUGGCGGAGAACAUGGUACUGCAAACCAACCGUCUCCAUUGAGCAACCAGCAAGGUGCUGUCCCGGAUCGCUUCGGCUCUGCGGGUGCGGGUCAAGGUGCUAACGGCGGAGGUUCUCCAGCUCGUCAUGGCACUCUGCCCCCUACUGUCAUCAUCAGCCCCAGCGCUCCUCACGUUCCGCCCCCUGGUGCUGCGGAAACCAUGCCACACGAUCUUGCGCCUCCGAAAGCUGGCACCAAGUCGCUCAUGUUCGACCGCCUUCACCAGACGCCCAAGGAUGUGCCUGAGGGUCUCAGAACACCCAAGCGACAGCACUCCUCGAGAUUCGACAUUUCCGCUCAUCGUGAGCUCGAGAAACUGCCCGGAUUUCACGAGGUUCCCCCCAACCGACGUCAAGAGCUCUUCAUGCAAAAGAUUGACCAGUGCAACGUCAUCUUUGACUUCAAUGAUGCCAGCGGUGACAUGAAAUCCAAGGAAAUCAAGAGACUGGCGCUCCACGAGCUGCUUGACUAUGUCGCUAAUAACCGUCAAGUCAUUACGGAACCCAUGUACCCUAGGGUUGUUGAAAUGUUCGCCAAGAACCUCUUCCGACCAAUCCCACCCCCAAUGAACCCCCAAGGAGAGGCAUUCGAUCCAGAGGAGGAUGAACCUGUCCUGGAGGUUGCUUGGCCACACAUCCAGGUCGUCUACGAGUUCUUUCUGCGUUUCAUCGAAAGCCAGGAUUUCAACACGAACAUUGCCAAGGCGUACAUUGAUCACAGCUUUGUUUUGCAACUACUGGAGCUUUUCGAUUCCGAAGACCCGCGCGAGCGAGACUUUCUCAAGACAACACUUCACCGUAUCUAUGGCAAGUUCCUCAACCUUAGAUCUUUCAUCCGCCGUUCCAUCAACAAUGUAUUUUUCCAAUUCACUUACGAGACGGAAAGAUUCAAUGGUAUUGCUGAGCUCCUGGAAAUUCUUGGGUCCAUUAUCAACGGUUUCGCCCUACCACUCAAAGAGGAGCACAAAACCUUUUUGACUCGGGUGUUGAUACCGUUGCACAAGGUCAAAAGUCUGAGCAUGUACCACCCUCAGCUGGCGUACUGUAUCGUUCAAUUCUUGGAGAAAGAUGCCUCGCUGACAGAAGAGGCAAGUUUUCCUACCUUAAAUAUUGAACGUCACGUACUGACUUAUCAGGUUGUUUUGGGACUGCUCCGCUACUGGCCCAAGGUCAACAGCACAAAGGAGGUUAUGUUCCUUAAUGAGGUCGAGGAUAUUUUCGAAGUCAUGGACCCGGCCGAGUUUGCCAAGGUCCAGGAACCUCUUUUCCACCAGCUGGCUAAGUCGGUUGCCAGUCCUCAUUUCCAGGUUGCAGAACGUGCUCUUUACUUCUGGAACAAUGAAUACUUCUGUAACUUGGUCAGCGAUAACGUUGAGAUCAUUCUGCCCAUUAUGUUUGCACCACUAUACGAGAACUCUAAGGGACACUGGAAUCGCACAAUUCACGGAAUGGUUUACAACGCCAUGAAGCUAUUCAUGGAAAUCAAUCCUCAACUGUUUGACGACUGCUCCCAUGAUUACACCGAGCAACAGAACAGCGCUGCUGCCAGAGAGGCCCUGCGUGAAAGAAAGUGGGCUUCUAUCACGGACCAGGCCAACCAAAGGCGGUCAGCCAAUGGAACCGCGAACGCCCCGUCAACGGGUAGAGCACACGCCGGCUCACUCUCUCGUGUGGAUGAAGUCGAUGGGACUGAAGACAACCAAAAGCGAUUAGACUCUCUCAAGCUGCAAGAUGGCGAACGUAGGGAUCGUCGGACUGAACAAGAAGAUGCGGACUUGGAACAAAACGGCGAAGCAACAGCCAAUGCAUUCCAGGAGUCAUGA
Molecule: messenger RNA, 2082 nt
Organism: Colletotrichum truncatum
Lineage: Eukaryota; Fungi; Ascomycota; Sordariomycetes; Glomerellales; Glomerellaceae
Source: RefSeq, a predicted model, not a curated record